GUUCUGCCCUCGGGUUUCCCUCCAUCUGUAACGUGCACACAAACUAAAUAUAGAGCUAGCACGCAUGUGUUCCCAUGUUGUGCGCGCUCACAAGAGGUUUCAUGAGCCAGUCAAGUUUCCACCAAGGGCGAUGAGCAUUGCUGCGGAGACAGGGGGCUCACCUCUGCACCAAGCAGCACCGUGCUUCACGAUCACACACUCUGGGAAUUUCGCAUAACAUGUAGCCUUGGCUAGCCAACUGUUGUGACUUGUUACUCUGUUGGUCUUUCCUCGUGAGCAACGUACUAGCCUACACAUCUCUAUGUCUUGGGAGGAGUUUCUGAAGAAUGCCAUCAGCGGAAAUUGAAAUCGUGGCUGUAUUGUUGUGUGAUGUUUCUUGCUACCUGUGCAUCUUCAAAACUUUUCUAAUUGAGUGAGAUCAGCUUUUAGUGACUGUAAGAAACAAUAAUAUAUAUUUGAACGAACUGAAAACUGGUGGAUUUUUGUGGAAACUGACUCUUGAUCUUUCCCUCCAGACUCUAAUUCAGAAACCAGAGUAGAGAGGGGGUAAACAUUUACAUGACAGUAAUGUAAUUGUUAGAUAUGUUUUCAUGGAUUCUGUUGUGACUUGAAUUGCCUUCCAUCAUUUCGAUGUACUAAGAUUUUAUCGCGAAACACGAUAAAUAACGGUACGUGCACGUACGGAGACUGCGAGGAAGAGCUUAGUGUGUUGUUUUACAGAAUGGGUGUGGCAGACAGACACUUCCAGAGUGAUUCUCCGCCGGCAGGGUAGCCUAGACUCUAGUGAAUCUGCUGUACAGAGGCAGGGUGACCAUCACCAGAGGAGGUGCUCUUGCGCUGCUAGUGAUCAGUCGAUGGAAUUACUUGACCUUCUAGACUCUGCAUUUGGUCUGUGUUCACAAGUGACAAGUGCUUGUAUGCGUCCAUCCGAAUAUAUGGCACAAAGCAUUGUCAUAUUUCAAUUUUUACAGAUAUAGGCCUAGUCAGCCUUGUUGUUGAGCUCAACGUCUAGACUAAAAUGACUUGUCAACUUUUAUGACUGGUUAUAGUGAUUGGUCAACUUUCACAACUGGUAAUUCGUCGGAAUAUGGAAAAAAGCGUCGUUUCAUUUCCAUUUACCAAUAGUCAGCUUUGUUGUUGAGCUCAGGACCAACCCCCCACACAAUGGUUUCUUAUCUGCUGUGCCCUUGUUGCCUGGUCCCGCGGGCCCUGAGCUUUUAUCGCGACACCCAGCAGCUGUCUUCAUCCAGUCAGAUGGCGGCCGCAGCAGCUGUGGCAAGUCCCCCUCACUGCACACAGAUGCCUCCGGGAUCAGAGACCCCAAGAGGUCCCUUUUCUGCCCGUUCAGAGGGUCAAAGGUUAGAGGGCGUGACUCAGGUUCAUGCAGCGGCUGUGAAUGGAGACCGGCAGACUCUGUCUAGGCUCUUAGCGGCCGGCAGUUACGGGGACCUGGAAGUGGGCGACCAGUUUGGCCGUAGCCCCCUCAUGUACUGUGUCCUGGCCGACCGGCUUGAGUGUGCCGAGAUCCUGCUCAAGGCUGGUGCUCAGGUCAACUUACAGGAUAGAGGGGGUCGCACGGCGCUACACUGGGCUGCCCAUAAAGGCAACCUACGUUUCAUGAAGCUGCUGUUGUCUCGCGGUGCCGACUGCCGGGAGAAGGACAAUGAAGGCCAGACGGGCUUACACUUGUGCACCCGACACAAACUGCCCAAGUGCAUGGCGCUGUUGCUACGGCAACUGACUCCCGGGGAGAUUGACGACCAGGACAAGAAUAAGAGAACAGCUUUGCACUGGGCUGCCUCAUAUGGGAAUCUGGAACAUGUCAAAAUGCUCAUCAAACAAGGGUCCAACAUCGGCAUCCCAGACACAGAGGGCAAGACGCCGCUGCACUGGGCGGCCAGCUCCAGAGACCCGGACGCUGUCAGUUGUGUGCUCCUCAUCCUGGAGACGACACCCAGUGUGAUUAACUGGCAAGAUUACGAGGGCCGGACAGCUCUGCACCUGGCUGUCGCGGACGGGAAUGAGAGUGUAGUCAUCAUGUUGACCUCGGUGGAGAACUGCAACGUGUCGGCCCUGGAUAAUGUUUUCCGCACGCCUCUGCACUGGGCGGCUGUUCUAGGUCACUCCAAGAUUGUUGCGAUGCUUCUGAAAAGUGGAGCAGACAGUUCCAGCUCCGACUCCAACGGAGCCACGGCUUUACACUACGCAGCACAGAAUAAUUUCAGUGACACGGUGUCAGUGUUUCUUAGCAACCAGUGCACCGACGAGGCUGACCUUGAGGGUCGUACGGCCUUCAUGUGGGCUGCGGGGAAAGGAGCCGAUGAUGUCAUCCGGGUGUUUCUGGAGCAAGGAGUGGACAUCCACCAGGAGGACAAGACGGGGGACACGGCCCUACACGCGGCAGCUCUGUCUGGCCACAGCACGACUGUGCAGCUCCUGCUCAACAGCGGCGCGCGCCUGGAGGGCAUGGACCAGGCCAAGCACACGCCGCUGUUCCGCGCCUGCGAGAUGGGCCAGAUGGACGUCGUCCAGACGCUGAUCGAGUACCGGGCACGGGUCGAUAUACUCGACCAAGAUGGCCGCUCUCCGCUUCACUGGGCUGCCCUUGGAGGCCACGCCUACAUCUGUCAGAUGCUCAUCAAGUACGGAGUGCACCCUAACAUACGUGACAACUCAGCGAGGACUCCUCUCCACUGUGCAGCGUACGGGGGCUUUGUCAACUGUAUGUCUGCCCUGAUGGAACACGGGGCCGAGCCCAACUCUCAGGACAAGGAGGGAAUGACCUGCCUCCAUUGGGCCUGCUCCAAGGGUCAUCUGGACGCGGUCAAGCUACUGGUGGAGUACGCCGCCUACCCCAACCACAUGGAGUUUACGGAGGAGAGGUACACUCCGCUGGACUAUGCCCUGAUGGGGGAGCACCAUGAGGUGGCUCAGUAUAUGAUAGAGCAAGGGGCUUUAUCCAUUACUGGAAUACAAGACAUUGCUGCUCUCAAAAUACAGUCUGCGUUCAAAGGGUUCCGGGUACGCAAAGCUUUCAUCGAGAGAAAGAAACUGUUUAUGAAGCAUGAGAAGCUGAAGAAGGAGGCCGCGAGAAAACGGGCUGCUGAAGAAGGCAAAAAGUCGGAGGAUCAAACUGUACGUAAACAAGACACAAUGAAGAGCUCAACAGCUUCCAUCCCGGGUACCGAACAUCAGACUCCGCAGCAACAAGCUGAACAGCUACCUACUCCACCACUAGUCAUUCAAGACUCACAGGAAAGCCUACCUCCAGACAGCCGGGCCGAAUCCUCCUCGCAGACGAUCAAAGAAGAAGUUCCGACUGAGCGGGAAACAGGAUUGUCUCAGCAACAGCAACAUCAGCAAAAACGACAACAGCAGCAAAAACAGCAACAUGAGCACAAACAGGUACAACCUCAGCUUCAACGAGAAGAACGCGGUGAAGAUCCCGUCGCUGUCAACGGCAAGACGUUAACUUCUGCUUCCUCUGACUCUGAUUCGGGGGCUGUGACGGGUUCCUCAUCAACUGUUUCCAGUCAAGGAAGGCGAAAGCACACACAGCUACAGCAGCAGCAGCAGCCUGCCUCUCAAAAGGACAUUGUGGUUGAGAAGAAGAAGAGUCCGGACCCUCUCACUGUUGAGGUUCAGAAGAAGAGUCUCAUGCCUGCACCUGCGCCCGUGACCACCCUUCCCAAGCAGGAUGAACCGACACGCAGACAGCAGCAGACAGUUGGGACGCCGGACGUCAAACCCAAGCAAAGGUCUCGGUCAGGCGGCCGACUCCAGGAACGCGGGCACUCCGCUCCCCCGAGAAGGUCUUCCAAACCCAUCGCCUUAUCCUACGCACAACUACUACAGCAAAAAGACGCAAUGCAGCGGCAACAGAAGCCGCUUCAAACAAAACAGCUGCAGUCAAAACAGCAACCGCAGCGCAAGUCCAAACAGCAGCAGGUCACACAACAGCAGCUGUCUAAACAGCAAACACAUCUGCCAAAACAACAAACGCAACCGAGGCUUAAACAGCAACUGCGACAACCUAAACAACAGCUGCAACAACAGCAGCAGACACCGCCGCUCCGACAGCAAGCGCAGCCGCCGCACCUCCCUCCGGGCAGCGCGGAGCCUAGGAGUCGUAGCAGGAAGGGUCGCAAGUCCUCAAACACCUCAGCCCUCAGUGUCAGUGUGGAGCUGUCUAGUUCUGCGUCAGUCGAUGGGACCGGAGCCUCUGCCACGCCCCCAGCACAGAAGAAGACAGCGGAGCCCACAGAGAGUGAAAAGAUUCUCGCCCACCGGAGCCAGACGCAGCAGGUGAAGCUGGAGGAACGACGGAGACAACAGUUGUACCACAUGAAGGUGGAGGCAGCACGGAGGAUACAGAGGGCAUGGAGACGGUAUUUCAAGACCAAAAAGACCAGGACGAUACACCAACAGUUUGAGAACUUUUCCAAAGAAGGCGUGCGGAGAAAACGACUUCGCGCAACUCAGGAGGAAUGGGAACGACAGAUUGCUGCACUCACUAUACAGUUAGCUUGGAGGAAAUUUUACAGGAGGAAGUUGCUCCGCUCGCUUCACCCCAACCGUCGGCAGCUGCUCAUGUGGGAUCCUGAAGUGGUCGCUUUGAAGCAACAGGCUCUAGUGAACUACAUCUAUAAUGAGCAGAUCCACGCCCCGUUCUGGCAUCCUACUCUCAAGGCCGCCGCCCGUCCGUUGUGGUUCCGGUUCAUUCCCUCCGCUGCAGCUGUGUCGUACAAUUUUGCCGUGGACCAGUACGUGCCCUGGGUGUCCAGAUUGGGAGCUCAGCCGCCUUUCCCUGAGCCUGAGGCGACAUCUGGUGGCGUGGGCCGGCCUCACGGUCACUCCAGUGGCUCGUCUCGAGCGUCCAGCUCAAGGACAGAGAGUGUUCGCUCGUCCAGGGCAAGGUCAGACGGAAGUCAAGACGAAGAGAAAAGAGCUCCGAGCCCAGCUGUGAAUAGUAAGAAGUCCGCUCUCUCCUCCAGCAACACCAAAAAGAAAUCAUGAUGACGAAGAUGCCUUUGCAAGGACAUGGUGAUAAGUUCACUGCUAUGGAUGUGAACGCUUCGCCUUAGAUUUGUUUGGGGUUUUUUUCCUUCGUCCGAAUCAUCUUAGGUCUGUUUGAAUAGAUCUGGUGUUUUCUAGCUUCCUGUGUCACUUCAGCCGACAAAGCUUUACUGUAUGCCUGGAGCUGAUGAUGUUACUGUGCUUGUUUUGUUUUUUUGUGUUUUUUUAAUUGUCACCUGCUGCCAUUCACGACACUUCAUGUCAUUAAAUUGUUCAAGUAUUAUUACUUUGUUAACUUACAAUGUACAUAUAUUAAUGUCAAUAUAAUACCAUGCCAUAUCUUUUUUUACUCACUUGUAAACAUGUUUUCUUUUACUUCUGUGAUACGUAAUGAAGAUUUGAAAUUCAGGCAAUAUCUUGUAAACUUCUGGUAGAUCUCAGUCGUGUCAUUGGGGAAGAUAUGAUUUUUACAGACAUUCUUCUUACAUGGUACGGGAUCCAGUGUCGUUAUUUUUUUUUAUGUACUUCAGACACUUGAAAGAUGUUUAGCUUUCUGGAUCUUAAGUCCUUUUCUUUCUCCAUCAGCAGGUAGAUCUGAGAAUUGAUUUCAAUUAGUGUAUUUGUUACUUAAGAGUUGUACUUACUGUUGCUUGGCUACACCAAACGAGCUUCUAUGGUGCAGCGGUUAGGGGCUUUGCUGUAGCACACAGGAGACCAGAGUUCAUUUCCUCUGAGUUGGGAGAAUUAUUAUCGAGUAUCUGGAUCUUUCUGCUGGGAUGUUGUAUUCCCCAAAGCCUGGUUGCCCCUAACGGGCCAGGUCAAAGCCUACCUCGUAAAUGAUCUGAAUUAUGUAGAUGAGGCCGUAAAAACACCUGCAUCGAAAAAAUAAUAAUGAAAAAAAACAACAACAAAACUGCACUGUCUUUUCAUUUUUGUAUACCUACCAGUGAUUCUUUUCCCGUCCUUGUUGAUAGUGAAGUCAUUUCAAUUUUCAUGGGAAUGUGAAGCUUCGUGUGUGUCUGGAAGUUGGGACAAAAGUAGAAAGGGAGAUACAGGUGGGAAGAGAGAGAGCGAGAGAGAGAGAGAGAGAGAGAGAGAGAUAUGGAGGGGGAG
Messenger RNA from Aplysia californica (California sea hare), 6129 nucleotides. Its product is annotated as inversin. Gene Ontology annotation, molecular function: protein binding. The transcript is spliced from 25 exons. Bases 1165 to 5016 code for a protein of 1283 amino acids. The record is from RefSeq and is a predicted model, not a curated record. NCBI's taxonomy places the organism in Eukaryota, Metazoa, Mollusca, Gastropoda, Aplysiida, Aplysiidae.